CCGCCUCCCGGGGAAAGAGGGACCUACAUAGAGCUUCCGGGAGCCCAGUAGCGGUUGCCAAAAGAAGGACUCGAUCACCUCUCAGGGAGUCGGACGUGAGGCCGGAGGCCACAGAUCCCGCGCUGCACCCCUCCUCCAGAGACCAAAUGCCUGUCCAGCCUCCAAGCAAAGACACAGAAGAGAUGGAAGUAGAGGGUGAUUCGGCUGCUGAGAUGAAUGGGGAAGAGGAAGAGAGUGAGGAGGAACGGAGUGGCAGCCAGACAGAGUCAGAAGAGGAGAGCUCAGAGAUGGAUGACGAGGACUAUGAGCGGCGCCGCAGUGAGUGUGUCAAUGAAAUGCUGGACCUGGAGAAGCAGUUCUCGGAGCUAAAGGAGAAGUUGUUCAGGGAGCGACUGAGUCAGCUGCGCUUGAGGCUAGAGGAAGUAGGGGCCGAGAGAGCCCCUGAGUAUACAGAGCCUCUUGGGGGACUGCAGCAGAGUCUUAAGAUUCGCAUCCAGGUGGCAGGAAUCUACAAAGGCUUCUGUCUGGAUGUGAUUAGAAAUAAGUACGAGUGUGAACUGCAGGGAGCCAAGCAGCACCUGGAGAGCGAGAAGCUGCUGCUCUAUGACACACUCCAGGGGGAGCUGCAGGAGCGGAUCCAGAGGCUGGAGGAGGAUCGCCAGAGCCUGGACAUCAGUUCAGAAUGGUGGGAUGACAAACUGCAUGCCAGAGGCAACUCCAGGACCUGGGACUCGCUGCCACCUAGCAAGAGGAAGAAGGCACCUCUCGUCUCUGGCCCUUAUAUUGUAUACAUGCUACAGGAGAUUGACAUCCUGGAGGACUGGACGGCUAUCAAAAAGGCCAGGGCAGCAGUGUCCCCUCAGAAAAGAAAAGCAGAUGGACCCUGACACUGCUGUUCACAGCCAGGGGAUCCCUUGGAACAGCUGGCACCAUACUCAGGAUUCAAAUUUUCCUGCAAAAGGCAAAUAGGCACACCCCAGGGGCAGCCCAGCCAGCUCGCCAGUGCUGCUGCAGACGCCCCUCCAGCCUUCUCUCUCUGGACCCCUCCUCAGCCUGCACAGCUGUAGCUGUAGAGCUCACCUGGUCCCAGCAGGACUGCUGUCUAUCCCUAAACCCACCCACCCCUCAUUGUCAGUGACAAAGGAGAUGGGCUCUGUCCUACGCCAAAGCAACAUUCCUCUUGGUGACCUCAGAUGUGGAGACCCCAGCCACUAACCCAGGAACUAGGUCCUCCAGCACAGGAACUCUAAGCCAGAAAUACUAUGUUGAAGGUCUGUCUACAGCUGGAGGUGGUAGCCAGGCUCCCCAGCUGUUCUCAGGGCCAUUCCUGGUAUCUGCCUCCCACAUUGCAAGAACUGGAAUUAAAACCUUUUCUGGAACUCUG
Molecule: messenger RNA, 1384 nt
Organism: Octodon degus (degu)
Lineage: Eukaryota; Metazoa; Chordata; Mammalia; Rodentia; Octodontidae
Gene: Brms1
Product: breast cancer metastasis suppressor 1
Exons: 10
Coding region: 147-887 (246 amino acids)
Biological process (GO): negative regulation of transcription by RNA polymerase II
Cellular component (GO): Sin3-type complex
Molecular function (GO): histone deacetylase binding
Source: RefSeq, a predicted model, not a curated record